AUGGCCGCCAUUAACUUCGCUCCCGUAUCAAUGCGGCUGCCGGAACUCUCCUCUAGAAAUGGUAACACAUUCCGGAGUUCACUUAUUCUAAAGAAAAGACCCGUGGUUUCAGUCCCUAUUGCUGCAAGCUCAUCGGAAUCUUCAACUUCUGUGCCGGAAAAGCCUGAAAUUGAGCUAGAAUUUAUCGGGCCGAAGCCAGACGGCGACGGGUCAUAUCCGGUGAACCGAGCUAAAGCAAUAAGCGGAGAGAAGCUACUGAGGAACAUCAUGUUGGAUAACAGAAUUGAGCUUUACGCCACGUAUGGGAAAGUAAUGAAUUGCGGAGGCGGUGGAAGCUGUGGAACUUGCAUUGUGGAGAUUCUGGAUGGAAAAGAUCUUUUGAAUGAAAGAACAAAUACUGAACUUCGUUAUUUGAAGAAGAAACCUGAAUCCUGGAGGCUUGCUUGUCAAACCAUUGUUGGAAAUAAAGAGAAUGCUGGCAAGGUAGAUGGCUAUUCAUUGGUUGUGGUUCAGACGUUACCCCAGUGGAAGAAAUGAUUAGGAAUUUUAAUUUAAGAUGUAGGCAUCAGGUCAACAACAUCAAAUGAAGCCAACAACAUUUCAAUUGCCAUAUAUUCAUGGUAACCUUUUCACAAGAAUCCUUAUCUUGGCAUGCAAAUCCUAUUAUCUGUAUGUGUCAUACACUACCUAUGGUAAAUUCAUUGCUUUUGCACAAAAUGAAAUUGGUUUUCUCAGCAUUUUAACCUUUUA
Messenger RNA from Manihot esculenta (cassava), 750 nucleotides. RefSeq names its product photosynthetic NDH subunit of subcomplex B 3, chloroplastic. Bases 1 to 537 code for a protein of 178 amino acids. Gene Ontology annotation, biological process: P450-containing electron transport chain. NCBI's taxonomy places the organism in Eukaryota, Viridiplantae, Streptophyta, Magnoliopsida, Malpighiales, Euphorbiaceae. Gene Ontology annotation, cellular component: mitochondrion. Gene Ontology annotation, molecular function: 2 iron, 2 sulfur cluster binding. The record is from RefSeq and is a predicted model, not a curated record. The transcript is spliced from 6 exons.